Camarhynchus parvulus is the source of this 2107-nucleotide messenger RNA. RefSeq names its product glutathione peroxidase 8 (putative) (gene GPX8). NCBI's taxonomy places the organism in Eukaryota, Metazoa, Chordata, Aves, Passeriformes, Thraupidae. Gene Ontology annotation, biological process: response to oxidative stress. The transcript is spliced from 3 exons. The record is from RefSeq and is a predicted model, not a curated record. The coding region runs from base 24 to 656 and encodes 210 amino acids. Gene Ontology annotation, molecular function: glutathione peroxidase activity.
GCUCCGCUCCAAAGAUUUCAAAAAUGGAGCCUCUCACAACUAGUUAUCCUCUGAAAUACUCAGUGCACAAAGCCAGGAUCUUUGUUGUCUUCCUGUCAAUGGUUUUGUGCACCACCAUUCUCUGCCUGCUGCAACUCAGGUUUUUUAAACCUAAAAUCAAAGAUUUUUAUUCUUUUGAAGUCAAGGAUUCACGAGGAAGGAUUAUUUCCUUGGAGAAGUACAGAGGGAAAGCAACUUUGGUUGUAAACGUGGCCAGUUACUGCCAAUACACAGACAAAAAUUACAUCGCGCUGCAAGAGCUGCACAGAGAGUUUGGUCCCUCCCACUUCACUGUGCUGGCGUUUCCCUGCAACCAGUUCGGAGAAUCAGAGCCUAGUUCAAGCCAGGAAAUAGAAUCCUUUGCCAAAGGGAACUAUGGAGUAACAUUCCCUGUUUUCCACAAAAUCAAGAUCCUAGGAUCAGAAGCAGAUCCAGCCUUUAAAUUUCUGAUAGAUUCUUCAAAGAAAGAGCCUCGAUGGAAUUUCUGGAAGUACCUUGUUAGCCCUGAGGGUAAAGUUGUGAAAUUCUGGAGACCUGAAGAGCCAAUAGAAAGUAUCAAACCAGAGGUAACAUCAUUAAUCAGGCAGAUUAUCAUGAAGAAAAGAGAGGACCUCUGAAAGAGCCAUUAAACACCAUGGGUAUGCAGCCUGUCUAUUCCUGAGAAAUGUUACUAGAAUCUAAACCAUCAGGUGACUUUGCUACUUUUUAACUUUGGUGUUUGCAAUUUGUCUGCUCGUUCUGGAUUGGCUCCUGCUGCGGCCUCAAGAACAAGGGGGGUUACUGACACAGCGAGGCGCUCAGUGCACUGCAGGGAGGGACCAUCAAUUUGCAUAGAGGGUUUAUGAUUUCUUUUUCUGAAUUGCUGACAAUAGCUAAUUAAAAUUGUCACCAGCAGGUAAAUAGUUAGAAAGAAGGUUUAUUAAUAAAUGACUCAUAUUUACACAGUUUUUUUUUUUCCCCAUUACACCAGUAACACAGAGAUUUUAUACUCCAUUAACAUGUAAUUGCCCUGUCAUGAAAGACAUGGGAUCCAGAGACAUCCAUAGCAGGUUUUCACAUACAUAACUGAAGAUACCAACUUUGCAAUAUCUUCUCAAGGAAGACUACUGAAUUGAGAAGCUGCCAGUUGCAAAAAAAAAAAUUGUACGUAGAAAAUAAAAUUAUUAAAAGAAGUAAAAAAAUUGAAAUAAAGUUUGCUUGCUGCUUCAUAUUUUGCAUAUUUUACAUUUAAAUUUUCCAACACCUUUAAAGUCUUCAACAUUCUCCAUACAUUUGUGCUGCAGUACAGUGCCUCAGAUGUGAGCUCCUCUCCUCCUGGAUUAUUUCUCUUCUGACCUGGAUGAAGGCAGGGCCUGUGUAAAUAUUCAUGGUUGCUUACAGAAGGAUUCAAGGGGCAACAAAAAUCGAGAGCCUGGCACUCUAACAGACAUCUUUCUGAGACUAUUGAAAACAAUGCUCCCCAGCCACCCAUCUACCUCUCAUCUCUAGAAUAAAAUGGCAAUCUUCAAGUAGAGGUAGAAGAAGGGGAUGCAGGCUCCUGGCUCAAGCCCCACUCUUCUCACCUUGCAAACCCCCCAGUCCUGCAUACCCAUUUCCAGUUCUGUUCCACUCUUCCAUUACAAACUGCCAAGAGUUUUGAUUUAUCUGUUUGAAUGAAGGGAGAUAUAAAAUUUUAGUAAGAAACCUCACUCCAGCUGUCCAUGCCUUGAAGAAGGGCUGAUAUAAUAGGAAUGAGAAAAACCUGUGUCUUAGUAGAAUAGUGAAAUUUUCUAUAUGAAAAGGAUGGGUAGAAUUAGUGUUGUUCUUUUGUAAGACUAAUAUUGGUUGAAAAUACCUAAAGUGCUUCAAAAUACCUAAAGUGCCUCAAAAUUUUUCCAGUAAAGACAGCCACUCAACUGCAUAAAAAAGGUGAGAAAUUCAAGAGCAAUUUUCUUAAAGGGAGAGUUUUUUUCAUUCACUUAUUGAAUUAAUAGAGAAUGUCACAAAAAAUCUAUGAAGAUUGAGUAAUGAUACUGAUUUGGAAGAUUAAACAAAGUCACUCUCAAUAAUGGCAAACACCUUUUUGGAA